Molecule: messenger RNA, 1417 nt
Organism: Trichechus manatus latirostris (Florida manatee)
Lineage: Eukaryota; Metazoa; Chordata; Mammalia; Sirenia; Trichechidae
Gene: ENKUR
Product: enkurin, TRPC channel interacting protein
Exons: 5
Coding region: 572-1339 (255 amino acids)
Cellular component (GO): acrosomal vesicle
Molecular function (GO): calmodulin binding
Source: RefSeq, a predicted model, not a curated record
CUGUCGAAGUUGGCGGUGCAUUUCCGUGGGUUCAGCGCUCGCUCCCGCCCCCGCCGGUUUUCGGGUCUGCGCACAAGAGCCUUUAUUAUGCUACGCCUGCGCCCUGGCUGCGCUUUCCGACUCUCUCCAGUAAAAAAUUUUUUUCUUUCCAAAUAUAGAGACAGAAAAGAGUAAAAUUACUAAGUGGACGCCAUUCUCCACCCUGCUACCCCCAAAGGCACAUAUGAACAGUAGUUUCCGUGUUGAACUUCUCGGGUAGAAAAAGGCGCUUCAGAAAGAGGGAAGAAAGGAAACCUAGCCUUUCACUUCCCCGGCGCCUAGUAACGGUUUCCACGGCAACCGCAUUGUCAACAACGCUAAGAAACUCCAAGGGGAAUAGAAAGGGUAUUUUCUUCACAAGAGAGGACAGUUAAGAGGGGGCCAAAGGGGAAUUGUGUGAAAGAGAGAAGCCCUGGUUUCUUAAGAAGGCGAGGGAGUAGUAAAUGAAAGGGAAGGAGUGAAGGAAGGGACGGAGAUACUAGUAUAGUGAAAAAAAAAAAGUUGCUAGUUUUUAAGGGAUCAUUUGGUGGCCAUGGAUCCAACGUGCUCUUCUGAGAGCAUUUAUAACCUCAUACCCAGCGGCGCAAAGGAGCCUCUCCAGCCUCCUAGGUACACAUCAAUUUUUAAGACAACUGUGAGAGAAGACAUUGAAAAAACUAAAACUGCAAUGAAAACUAUGGGACCAGCAAAAGUUGAAGUACCUUCUCCGAAGGAUUUCCUAAAGAAACACUCAAAGGAAAAAACUCUACCACCCAAAAAAAAGUUUGAAUGGAAUGAGCCCAGAAAGCCUCCUGUGCCACUGAGGAGUGAACAUCCUGUCAUGGGAAUACAAAGUGGAAAAAAUUUUAUAAAUACAAAUGCAGCUGAUGUCAUUAUGGGAGUGGCUAAAAAGCCUAAACCAAUUUAUGUUGACAAGAGAACUGGAGACAAGCAUGAUCUUGAAUCUUCAGGACUCGUUCCAAAGUUCAUCAAUAAAAAGGAUUAUGGUGUCACACCUGAAUAUAUAUGUAAGCGAAAUGAGGAAAUAAAGAAAGCCCAAGAAGAAUAUGAUAAUUAUGUCCAGGAAAACCUUAGAAAGGCAUCUAUGAAAAAGCUGUCUGAUGAAGAAAGGGAGGCGGUUCUGCAGGGGCUGAAAAAGAAUUGGGAAGAGGUGCAUAAAGAGUUUCAGUCCCUCUCGGUGUUCAUAGAUUCCAUACCGAAGAAGAUUCGCAAGCAGAAGUUAGAAGAAGAAAUGAAGCAACUGGAACAUGACAUUGGUGUAAUUGAAAAGCAUAAAAUUAUUUAUAUUGCUAAUAAGUAAUAAUAGAUUGUUAAAGUAUAGUAAUUUUAAUAUAGAAAAAACAUCAAAAACAUAAAAAUGGAACUAAAAUUUUUUAAA